This is a messenger RNA of Brassica napus (rape), 2042 nucleotides long. RefSeq names its product pentatricopeptide repeat-containing protein At1g09900-like. The record is from RefSeq and is a predicted model, not a curated record. Gene Ontology annotation, molecular function: protein binding. The transcript has a single exon. NCBI's taxonomy places the organism in Eukaryota, Viridiplantae, Streptophyta, Magnoliopsida, Brassicales, Brassicaceae. Bases 144 to 1916 code for a protein of 590 amino acids.
UUUCGGUUUCACUCACUUGCCCCGCCUCCUCCUCUGUUCCUUCUUCUUCCCCCAUUCUCACUGUCCUCCUUAAACCUUAUCUCAGACAGAACUAAAGUCAGUUACUUUAUCUAAUGUUCUGAACUUGCUAUAUCGUUAUCUCCAUGGAUUUGAUGGUGUCCACAAGCAGUGUACAAGAAGGGCUCUCCUUGAUUCAACAAUUUCAUCGCGAGUACAGUAAGCUUGAUGUCCUCGGUCGUACCUCUCGUAACGUCAACUCCAGACUCUCUCUCGGGUCACGAAAAAGGAACCGACUUGUUCUCGCCUCCGCAUCCUCUGGUCUCAACGGCAGAGCUCAAAAGUUCGAAACUUUGGCUUCUGGGGUUAACGGCAACGGUCACUACAGCUCUCCCAACUCCUCUUUCGCCUUGGAAGACGCGGAGAGCAACAACCAUUUGCGUCAGCUCGUCAGAGCCGGCGAGUUGGAGGAAGGGUUCAAGUUCCUCGAGAACAUGGUCUACCACGGGAACGUCCCCGACAUCAUCCCUUGCACGACGCUGAUCCGCGGCUUCUGCAGGAUGGGGAAGACCAAGAGAGCCGCCAAGAUCCUGGAGAUUCUUGAAGGCUCUGGUGCUGUCCCCGAUGUGAUAACUUACAACGUGAUGAUCAGCGGUUACUGCAAAGCCGGGGAGAUCAACAGCGCUUUGUCUCUUCUCGAUAGGAUGAGUGUUUCUCCCGAUGUAGUCACUUACAACACCAUCUUGCGUUCUCUUUGCGAUAGCGGGAAGCUGAAGCAGGCCAUGGAGGUUCUCGAUAGGCAGCUUAAGAGAGACUGUUAUCCUGAUGUGAUUACUUACACUAUAUUGAUUGAAGCUACUUGUAAAGAGAGUGGUGUUGGUGAGGCGAUGAAGCUUUUGGAUGAGAUGAGGGUUAAAGGGUGUACCCCUGACGUUGUGACUUAUAAUGUUUUGGUGAAUGGGAUAUGUAAAGAAGGGAGGUUGGAUGAAGCGAUUAAGUUCUUGAAUGAUAUGCCGUCUUAUGGUUGUCAGCCGAAUGUGAUUACGCAUAACAUUAUCCUUAGGAGUAUGUGUAGCACGGGGAGGUGGAUGGAUGCUGAGAAGCUUCUUGCUGAUAUGCUGCGUAAAGGCUUUUCGCCGAGUGUUGUCACUUUCAACAUCUUGAUUAACUUCUUGUGCAGGAAAGGCUUGCUUGGACGAGCGAUUGAUAUCUUGGAGAAGAUGCCUAAGCAUGGAUGCCAGCCGAACUCCUUGAGUUACAACCCGUUGCUUCACGGGUUCUGCAAGGAGAAGAAGAUGGAUAGGGCGAUCGAGUAUCUGGAGAGGAUGGUCUCUCGUGGCUGUUACCCGGACAUUGUGACUUAUAACACUAUGUUAACGGCUUUGUGUAAAGAUGGAAAAGUUGAAGAUGCGGUUGAGAUACUUAACCAGCUUAGUAGCAAGGGGUGUUCGCCUGUGCUGAUCACUUAUAAUACUGUUAUCGACGGGCUUGCGAAAGCUGGGAAGACAGGGAAGGCGAUAAAGCUGCUGGACGAGAUGCGUGCGAAGGAUCUGAGGCCUGAUACCAUCACCUACUCCUCUCUUGUUGGGGGGUUGAGCAGGGAAGGGAAAGUAGAUGAAGCUAUCAAGUUUUUCCAUGAGUUUGAGCGGAUGGGCGUUAGGCCGAACGCGGUUACUUUCAACUCUAUAAUUCUGGGGCUCUGCAAGACUCGGCAGACGGACCGUGCCAUCGACUUCUUGGUUUAUAUGAUCAACAGAGGGUGUAAACCGACUGAGACAUCGUACACUAUUCUGAUAGAAGGCAUAGCUUAUGAAGGUAUGGCGAAGGAAGCUCUGGAGCUGCUCAAUGAGCUUUGUAACAAGGGGCUGAUGAAGAGAAGCUCAGCAGAGCAAGUUGCAGGGAAAUGUAGCAGUAAGUAGUUCAAUCACUAAGAGAACGUUUCACUUGGUUCAUUUCUAUUUGUUAUGUCUUAGGUUCACUUUUGAUUUGUCAGAAUUUUGGUUUUUGGAGUUUGCAUAUCAAAUAUGAAACAGCUGUUACCACUA